Entrophospora sp. SA101 is the source of this 468-nucleotide messenger RNA. The record is from the annotation of a GenBank genome assembly. NCBI's taxonomy places the organism in Eukaryota, Fungi, Glomeromycota, Glomeromycetes, Entrophosporales, Entrophosporaceae.
AUGCCGACCCCGCAGCAAUCGGGCGACAAAAAGCCUGACAGAUUGCAAGGACAGGGAAACGCUAUUGAAGCAAUUCUCGCCCAAGUCGGCGACAAGUCAGCCAACGAAUUAACUUUUGGCACGGCCGAGGGGGAAAUUGACUUAACGGAAACAAAUUUAACUGAAAAUCAAAUCCGAAGAUAUGCCGAGUUAAAACAAUUAGUUAAAGAGACGAUUGAGCCAGCCAUAAACGCCGUUGAUUUACCUGAUUGUCGAGGUGAUGAUUACAAAAAUGCUUACCGCGAAUACCGAAACACUUUGGAAACUAAGAUUGAUGACAGUUUAGGAAAAUUAAAAGCCGAGGUCGAACAAGCGUUAUACCAUUGUAAUUUUUUCCGUGCUGUCCCUAUGGAAAAUAGUCGUUUAAGUGAUACUCAUUUGGCUCGACCCAGUGACAAACCUGCUGGAAUUAACGAAAUUAAUGCUUGA